AUGUUCGCCCUCCGCCGAGCUGCAGGCCACGACGGCCUCGGCUCUGUCGGAACUGCGGGCCCUAGCUCUCUCCACCGGCUAGCAGCCUUGCAAAAGCUGCGCGGCGCCAGGCAACAGUCGUCGUCGUCGUCGUUUCCGUCGUCUCCUUCUGCCGCCCCCUCCUCCCCCUCCUCCUCGUCGCCCUCCUCCACCCCCAAGGCGCCAGGCCAUGUGAAGCCCAUUUAUCUCCCACCUGUUUCCUUCUCCACUGCCGCCGCUCGGUCACAUGCGACCAAGGCUCCGGAAAAGUGGGCUCCCGUGCCGCCUACCACCACUGCGGACGAGGCCGUCGCGCCAGCCGUGCUCGCCGCUGACAAGGAGCAUGCCGCAGUGAGGCCCCCCGCGGCUUCCGCAGGGCCAAAGCUGGCCGACCUGCCCAUGCCCCCAGCCUUGUCUACUGGAACAGCGGCACGAACACCGGGCUCCAACACGACCGUGAUCCUAGCCGAGGACGGGAUCCGUCCCAUCCGUAUCCUGGGUAUCGAGUCGUCGGCGGACGACGCGUGCGCCGCUGUUGUCAGUGGCGACAGGCGAAUCCUGAGCUCGGUCGUCAUGAAGCAGCAUGAGAUCAACAAGGAGUAUGGCGGAAUCCACCCCAUUCAGGCGCAGGAAGCGCACCAGAGCGACAUUCCCCUUGCCAUCCGCCAGGCGCUCAAGGAGGCCGACCUCACUCUGGACGACCUGGACGCGAUCGCGUAUACCCGCGGUCCCGGCAUGAUGGGCUGCCUCGGCGUCGGCGCCACGUCUGCCAAGGCGCUUGCUGCCGCCGCGGACAAGCCGUUGGUUGGCGUGCACCAUAUGCAGGCCCACGCCCUCACGGCCAUGCUGACCGAAGACGUGCCCCCGCGUUUCCCGUUCCUCACGCUGCUCGUUAGCGGAGGCCACACCCAGCUUUUGCUCGCGGAGAACAUUGAGACGUACAGGAUCAUCGGCGACAAGCUGGACAAUGCUCUUGGCGACGCGUUUGACAAGAUUGCCCGCCUCCUCCAGCUGCCGCCUUCCCCGACCCAUGGACUCGGCCCCGUGUUGGAAGACUACGCGUCCCGGUUUCCUCUGGGGCCGUAUGUGGAUCAACCCAUCGAACCCAUGCGUUUCCCGCUCACAAAGCCCAAGGAGAUGAAGAUGGUCGCGUUCAGCUUUGCGGGGCUCAUGACGCAGACGGAGCGGAGAGCCAAGAAGGAGUUUUCCAACCUCAAGAUGAAGAUUCCUGAAAAGGUCAAGCGCGAGAUCAGCCGCGCGUUCCAGGUUGCGGCCAUUGGCCACGUCGUGCAAAAGGUCCGCCUGGCCAUUGACACGCUCGACAUGCCGAUCCACGGACUCGUCGUUUCCGGCGGCGUGGGCAGCAACCUCUACCUGCGUGAACAGCUGCGUGUCAUGCUCGACGACGUGCUGGUCACGAACAAGCUCGACGACCCGAUCGGUCUGUACUUUCCGCCCAUCCCACUUUGCACGGACAAUGCGGCCAUGAUCGCCUGGGUGGCUGCACUCCGGUUGCAGAAUGGGCUCAAGUCGGACCCUUUCAACCUGCCUCUGAGGCGCAAGUGGUCGCUGGAGGACCUGUAUAACGAUGUGCCCGCCGACGCCUACCACCAGAAGUAA
Molecule: messenger RNA, 1638 nt
Organism: Apiotrichum porosum
Lineage: Eukaryota; Fungi; Basidiomycota; Tremellomycetes; Trichosporonales; Trichosporonaceae
Exons: 4
Coding region: 1-1638 (545 amino acids)
Biological process (GO): mitochondrial tRNA threonylcarbamoyladenosine modification
Cellular component (GO): mitochondrion
Source: RefSeq, a predicted model, not a curated record